Messenger RNA from Rodentolepis nana, 705 nucleotides. The record is from the annotation of a GenBank genome assembly. Lineage: Eukaryota; Metazoa; Platyhelminthes; Cestoda; Cyclophyllidea; Hymenolepididae.
AUGUGGCGAGAAAAAGAAGCGAUAAACCCACUAGUCUAUAAUGAUUUGGAAUUCACAGAUAGAAGCUGCGAUCGGUGUGUUUCCGACCAAUUACCCCCCGUUGAUAGCGCUCAGAUCGCCCCAGCUGCUAAAAUUCAGAGAAUAUCAUCCGAUAGCAUGUACGAGAAUUCCCUUUUCUCUUGCAAACUAAUGGCCUUUGAUCCCAACUCUCAUUCUUCCACGUUCUUCAAAUGCCAAUCCGUUGAACCUACUUUAUCCCAUAGACCACCAGCUUCCUUUGUGUAUAAGACCCGUGCUCCCCGUAGAGGAACUUGUCUUAUUAUCUCCGUCGAUACUUUUAAACCUGCUCUUUGUCUUCCCAGGCGACCAGGCUCAGACGUAGACCUAGUCAAACUAGAGGAAACUUUCCACUUUCUUGAUUUCGAUGUCAAGACAUUUCAAAAUCCUACCGCUGCCAAACUUUUGCACAUAAUCGAAGAUGAAUCAUCUGCAAGUCACGAGGAUGCAGACUGUUUUGCUUGUGUUAUUUUAACUCAUGGUGAUGAUGGCGGCUCAAUUUACGCAACAGAUGGUCCAGUUCAUUUGGAUCAACUUAUUCAUCCAUUUCGCGGUAAUACGUGUCCGUCGCUGGCUGGUAAACCAAAACUCUUCUUUAUUCAGAUCAGAGAUUUCCUUAUUUGUGAAAUUGAAGAUAAUUGUCAUUAG